Messenger RNA from Cynoglossus semilaevis (tongue sole), 2756 nucleotides. RefSeq names its product potassium intermediate/small conductance calcium-activated channel, subfamily N, member 3 (gene kcnn3). Bases 845 to 2449 code for a protein of 534 amino acids. Gene Ontology annotation, molecular function: small conductance calcium-activated potassium channel activity. Lineage: Eukaryota; Metazoa; Chordata; Actinopteri; Pleuronectiformes; Cynoglossidae. The record is from RefSeq and is a predicted model, not a curated record. Gene Ontology annotation, cellular component: membrane. The transcript is spliced from 5 exons. Gene Ontology annotation, biological process: potassium ion transport.
CGAGCUAAAGCUAACAGACACUCGAAACUUGUACUGUGUGUGUCUGUGUGUGUGUGUGUUUGAGGCCAAACAACGAAUAACCGGACCUUCAUCAUGGCCACCGUGAAUUAAACGGGUGAUUAUGUGAUAGCCGCCACCUGUUCUCUGCCAUUACUUCUACUGUGACUCCGUCCAAUGGGAGUGAACGGAGAGACUGGAGGCGGAGAAAAGAGGGAGAGAAGUUGGAGGAGAGUGAGAGACGCGGAGCUGUGUGGAGUGGAAGUCAGUCAAGACUCACGGUAAAUCUCAGUCUCCACGGAUCAUCUCUGACCGUUACCACACGUUCUCGGUGUCUCUCUCUCUCUCUCUUUUUUUUUCUAGCGCUCUUUUUUUAAUUUUAUUUUAUUUUUUAAUAUUUUGAAUUCCUUCCUGAUUUUCGUUCGGAUGUCGCCGCUCAUUUUUGACGCGCAGCCACAGGUUGACCGAUUAAAUCCCGUCACCGUGGAUUAUACCUCAUCAUCUCGCCUCGACCGUCAGUGACAGCAUCGACAUGGGCACCGUGCAGAGAUUAGUGAUGCCACACAGAGGGAAACAAACUGAUCAGUGAUCCAGAUAACCGACACACGGAGGCAACAUCCGCCAGGAGCCACGCACUAUUUCCCCAGCGCAGAGGAGCGAGUACCUGUGGAGGAGCCGGAUGAAGGGAGGAAGGAAGGCAGGCUGGAUGAUGGGAUGGCCGUGACAACAUGAAAAAGAAAAAGUGCAGUGCUGUAUUUUCAUCCAGCCACAUUCAACACAACUGACCCGGGGGACUGGGACUGAGAGAGGAGAGGUAGGAGACAGGUGUGUGGCCCCAGCUGUGACCAUGGACCCUCCUCCCUCCUUGAGCUUGGCUCUCCUAGGAGGAAGUGAAGAAGAGGAGCAGCGUCUCCUCUUUCCCCUGGGCAUUAUACCCCACCCUUCCAACGUUGGCAACCAGCCAGGUUCAAACCACUCCAACCACAUGGGAGGAUCCAGCCUCGAUCGCCUCAACGGCAGCACGCCAUCCCCCGCCACGCCCAGCUUACCUUCAUCCACACUUCCAAAGUUACCCCUGUCCUCUUCGGGAGUUCAGCCGCUGCCGCCGACCAUCCCCAAUGCCCUCCACCCAACCUGCACCCCCUUGUCCUCUUGCCUGGGCUCUCAGCACAGCCUGAGCGGCGACAACUCCCCGAUCUACAACGCCCUCUUCUACUCCUCCCACUCACCCUCCAUGGACCGGGAGCGAGACAGAGAGCGUGAACGAGAGAGAGAGAGGGGUUGCAAACACAGACAAGCUAGCCCGCUGGUUCACCGCAGGGACAGCAACCCUUUCACGGAGAUCGCCAUGAGUUCUUGCAAGUACACGGGCGGAGUCAUGAAGCCCCUCAGCCGCCUGAGCGCCUCGCGCCGCAACCUCAUAGAAUCCGACAGCAGCAGUGAAACCAAAGAGGGCGGUGUUUCAGCUGUUGCUGGGGCGACGGGCAGCGUUGGCCAUGACCGACCACGGGAUGCCCACCCCACGUCUGUGGUGGCCCAGUCCUCCACCAAUCAACCCCCAAUCCAGAGCCCUCCAGAGAUUGUCAUUUCAUCCAAAGAAGACUUGCCAUACCCCAGAGCGGGAUACGACAUCGGUGACUCCUCGUCCAACCAGGUGUCCAUCUACCACCAGAACCACGCACUGGUGGAGAGCAGGAGGGCACAUUCAGGGCGGAACCGACAAGGAGCGGGCGGAGCUGCGGGCACAGGGGCCCGGAGCGGCACGUCAAAGGCCUCGAAACGGAAGAACCAAAACAUUGGCUACAAACUGGGCCACAGGAGGGCGUUGUUCGAGAAGCGGAAGCGGCUGAGUGACUAUGCCCUCAUCUUUGGAAUGUUUGGGAUCGUUGUCAUGGUGAUUGAGACGGAGCUGUCAUGGGGCGUGUACACAAAGAGCUCCAUGUACUCCCUGGCCCUGAAGUGUCUGAUCAGCCUGUCCACCGUCAUACUGCUUGGCCUCAUCAUAGCCUACCAUGCGCGGGAGGUUCAGCUGUUCGUCAUCGACAACGGAGCGGACGACUGGCGCAUCGCCAUGACCAUGGAGAGGGUUCUGCUGAUCGCGCUGGAGCUGCUGGUGUCCGCCGUGCACCCGGUGCCGGGCGACUUCAAGUUUCAGUGGCGGGCGCGGCUGGCCUUCUCGUAUGCGCCGUCGCAGGCCGAGGCUGACCUGGACAUGGUGCUGAGCGUGCCCAUGUUCCUACGUCUCUACCUCAUCGCCAGGGUCAUGCUCCUGCACAGCAAACUCUUCACUGACGCCUCCUCCAGGAGUAUAGGUGCCCUAAAUAAGGUGCAUUUCAACACACGCUUCGUCAUGAAAACCCUCAUGACCAUCUGCCCCGGGACGGUGCUGCUGGUCUUCAGCAUCUCCUUGUGGAUCAUCGCGGCCUGGACGGUGCGGGUGUGUGAGAGGUGAGGUGACGCGGCGGCUCAGUCUGACCGUGUUUGUGGUCAGACGUGGAGUGUUGGGGUUUUCAUUUUGUUGAUUAAUAGAUGGAAAUUGCACCGGCGUGUUUUUGCGCAGUAACCUCGCAGUAAUCACAGUAAGUCGUCUUGAUUUAUCGUUAGAUCAGAACCUGCGUUGUGAUUUAAUGAUAAAUGAAGGCGAUCGUAUGGUCAGAAAUGGGACGUUUGUGUAUUUACGCACUGUUCCUUUACUGCCUGGACCGUAUCCAUCUGUCAUCAACCAGGAGAUCAGACAUGACAGGGCGGAUGACGAGUGA